Messenger RNA from Plasmodium reichenowi, 547 nucleotides. RefSeq lists its product as hypothetical. The record is from RefSeq and is a predicted model, not a curated record. NCBI's taxonomy places the organism in Eukaryota, Apicomplexa, Aconoidasida, Haemosporida, Plasmodiidae. The annotation marks the transcript as partial. The transcript has a single exon.
AAAAGUGAUAUGUGAAAUAUAUAAUGGAAAAUACCAAGACAAUAUAAAAAGUCAAAAUAGUAAUACCUUUUUAAAAAAGAAAUUAAGAAUUUUAUUUCAUACAUUUUUAGAUAAGAAAGUGAAAAAUUACCUGAACAGUUCAGAAAAAAAAAUGGUUUUGCAAGGAUAUAGAAAAUAUGAAAUUAUAGGGAACAUUUUGAUAUUUCAUUAUAAAUAUUUUGAAUGUAUAAUGAAAUUAUAUAAGGUAUAUGAGGGUAAAUUAAAAAAAUAUAAGAAGGAAAUAAAUGAAAUGAUAGAAAGAAGGAGGUCAUAUAGGGAUUAUUCAUAUAUUAUUAAAAAUAAGAAGAAAAAUAAUAAAUUGGUAUCUUGUUUUUUAAUGAAUGAUAUAUAUGAAUAUAAAUAUUACGUUAAGGAAGUAAAGAAAUUUUGGUUAGCUAUUAAGGAUAUAUUUAAUAAUAAAGAGAUUAUCCUUAACACGAAUAUAUUAUCCUUAAAAAAAAAAAGGAAAGAAAAGAAGAAGAAGAAAAAGAAAAAAUUUUAUGUUAAA